AGCAUUUGUGGUGGUGGUUCCCUUUUGACGUGAAGACUCGCGUCUCCUCAGUAAACACACCUUCGUCAUCUAUCAAACAUGUUGAAAGAUUAAACGCAACAACAGAAUCUAUUUCCAUAGAAAAGAAAAAAACAGUUAGUUAUUGCUUACCUCACUGAUUCUCUCCGAGAUGUGCAUCUUGAAAUCCUCUUCAACCCACUUGCUUAUAAUUCUCUCCCUGUUUCUGUUCCUAAUCUGUGCAAGUGAAGCUGCACCGACAUAUACCAUCCAUGCCUGCACAGAUGAAUCCUUUUACCUACCCAACACAACAUUUCAAACCAACUUGAACCUCCUUCUCUCAUCCCUCGUCUCCAACGCCACCCUCCACGACGGUUUCUACCGCACCACCAUCUCUCUCGGAGCCCCCGGAGAGGUCAAGGGACUCUUCCUCUGCCGCGGCGAUGUCACCCCCUCCGGGUGUCACGACUGCGUCGCCGCCGCUACAAAAAAGAUCACACAGUUCUGCACCAACCAGACAGAGUCCAUUAUCUGGUACGACGAGUGCAUGCUGCGCUACUCCAACAACUCCCGCCUCAACGACGUAGUCCCUCGGUUUAACUUGUUCAAUGUGCAAAGCGUCCCUGAGUCGGACCACUCACAGUUCAACAAAAUUCUUGUCUCCACGUUGAAUGAUGCGAAACAAGAAGCCCUCAAUUCGGGGAAAAAUUUUGCUACAAAAGAAGCGAAUGUCACGAGCUCAAUGAAGCUCUACACACUGGUCCAAUGCACGCCCGAUUUGUCCACUUCUUUAUGCACCAUGUGCUUCGAAAGCGCCAUCAGUGCCAUUCCUAAUUGCUGUGACGGCAAACAAGGUGCACAGUCUCUGCUUCCGGGUUGUAAUGUUAGAUAUGAAUUGUACCCGUUUUACAAUGUUUCCUCUGUCUCCACACAACCACAGUUUUUCUCUCCAUCUUCAGGGAGAAGCAGAAUUUCUGUAAUUGUAAUUGUGGCGAUUGUUGUCCCAAUUGUUGUUGCGGCUGUACUUUUCAUUGUUGGCGUCUGCUUCCUACGUAAGAGGGCAAGCCAAAGAUACAUUAAUUCUUUGGGCCAGGAUUCAAUUGUGGAUGAUCUUACUGAUGUGGAGUUCCUGCAAUUUGACUUGGCUACAGUUGAAGCUGUCACAAACAGAUUCUCGGAUGAGAACAAGAUUGGCCAUGGCGGAUUUGGGGUGGUUUAUAAGGGUGUCCUCCCUAACGGACAUGAGAUAGCUGUGAAGAGGUUGUCAGCAACCUCCUUGCAGGGUGCAAUAGAGUUCAGGAACGAAGCUUCCCUUGUAGCCAAACUUCAGCAUAGAAAUUUAGUGAGACUUUUAGGAUUUUGCUUGGAGGGGCAGGAGAAAAUCCUUAUCUAUGAAUACAUACCAAACAAAAGCCUUGAUCACUUUCUAUUUGACCCUGUCAAGCAAAGAGAGUUAGAUUGGUCAAAACGCUACAAGAUUAUAGUUGGCAUUGCCAGAGGAAUUCUUUAUUUACACGAAGAUUCCCAGCUUAGAAUUAUACACCGCGAUCUAAAAGCCAGUAAUGUUUUACUGGAUGAAAAUAUGAAUCCAAAGAUUUCAGAUUUUGGUUUGGCAAAAAUUUUUCAGGCAGAUCAGACUCAAGUAAAUACAGGAAGAAUUGUUGGGACAUUUGGCUACAUGCCUCCGGAAUACGCAAUGCGUGGACAAUUUUCGGUGAAAUCAGAUGUGUUCAGUUUCGGUAUCUUAGUUUUGGAGAUUGUGAGUGGCAAGAAGAAUACUGAUUUAUAUCAAUCGAAACACGCCGAUGACCUCUUAAGUCUUGCUUGGAAGCAUUGGACGGAACAAACACCUAUGGAGUUUGUGGAUCCAACUCUGCGAGGUUCUUAUUCAAGAAAUGAAGUAAAUAGAUGCAUCCAUGUUGGUUUAUUGUGUGUACAGGAGAGUCCAUCUCACAGACCAUCAAUGGCCACCAUUGCACUUAUGCUGAACAGUUAUUCAGUUACCAUGUCAGUGCCCCGACAACCAGCAUCUUUCCUACGUGCUAGAAGUCCUAACGGAGGGCCUGACUCUGAUCAGUCCACCACCAACCAGUCUACCACCAGUUCAAUUCCAUGGUCUGUGAAUGAAGUAUCCAUUACGGAAUUAUACCCUCGCUAAAGGAUUGUGUUUCAUGUUUUCUACAAUCAAUCCAGUGUACCAACAAGUCUUUUCAAACUAUGGUGUUACUUUCAAACGUACCUAGGAUAUACAUAGUAAACCUAAAUGGCUCAAAAGGUUCUGUCUAAUAUACUUCAUGCUGGAUGAAGAUGUAGACCAAUCUUGUUUUUGAAGCACAAGGUUAAUUCCCAGAUGGAUUCUUGUUUCUUGCCGCAUUAUACUGGUUAAAGGAAGUGCUUCCAAAUGCAAGUAUCUAGUUCUCCAAUACUGCAACAGAUCACUUCAAAUUAUGAUUGUGACGUAAACUGUGUCUGGACUGAGAAUUUAUGCAUGCUAUAGUUCCAGAAUAUGAACCUAUAUAUAGUUUUGACUGUUGCCCCUGUCUUUCAAAGAGCCGUGCUUUGUGCAAGGAAAGUGAGGUUGCCCAUUCUAAUGGUGGGGCAUACUAGAAGUUUGAAUAUUCAGGACUCACUGUUCAUUUUUUAGGAUACAUUUCAGUGUAGUACGAGUUUGAAUCAACUAUUUAUUGAAAGAAUGUCUCUAUCACGUUCCGUUUGGAUUUUAA
Messenger RNA from Vigna unguiculata (cowpea), 2720 nucleotides. Its product is annotated as cysteine-rich receptor-like protein kinase 10. Gene Ontology annotation, cellular component: plasma membrane. Gene Ontology annotation, biological process: protein phosphorylation; defense response to bacterium. The record is from RefSeq and is a predicted model, not a curated record. Gene Ontology annotation, molecular function: protein serine/threonine kinase activity; ATP binding. NCBI's taxonomy places the organism in Eukaryota, Viridiplantae, Streptophyta, Magnoliopsida, Fabales, Fabaceae.